This is a messenger RNA of Portunus trituberculatus (swimming crab), 2957 nucleotides long. It is a transcript of the gene TRAM, whose product is annotated as translocating chain-associated membrane protein 1-like. The record is from RefSeq and is a predicted model, not a curated record. The coding region runs from base 112 to 1176 and encodes 354 amino acids. Gene Ontology annotation, cellular component: endoplasmic reticulum membrane. The transcript has 9 exons. Lineage: Eukaryota; Metazoa; Arthropoda; Malacostraca; Decapoda; Portunidae. Gene Ontology annotation, biological process: SRP-dependent cotranslational protein targeting to membrane, translocation; protein insertion into ER membrane.
AAGGAGUGACAGAAAGGAGGCAUUGAGGAGACGAACCGGGAGGGAAGGAGGCGAAACAAGACUGAACAUUUUUACUAAUAUCUCGGUACAGACAGGAGGCAGCUUGGCACCAUGGCACUGAAGGGCGUGAGGAGGGCCAAUAAGAACCCUCCAAUACUGAGCCACGAGUUUGUGAUCCAGAACCAUGCAGAUAUUGUGUCUUGUGUGGCCAUGGUGUUCGUGCUCGGUCUAAUGUUCCAGGCCACAGCACCUCUAGCAUCAGUGUUCAUCGCAGUCCAGCACAACGCAACCGACCCAGAGACUCUCACUGGCCCGGAGACCCUCAUGACCUACACUUAUGGCUCCAGAGACGUGGCCGCAAUUUUCUUCUACUGUUUGAUAUCUAUUGUCAUGCACGCCAUCAUCCAGGAGUAUAUUCUCGAUAAAAUCAACCGUAAACUUCACCUAAGUAAGAUCAAACACAGUAAAUUUAAUGAGAGUGGCCAGCUGCUCAUUUUUACUGCUGUUUCUGCUGCCUGGGGCCUCAAUAUCCUCGUUAAGGAUAACCUUCUACAAGACAUCAGCAGCCUAUGGGGGGGCUACCCUGAAGGACACGCCCAGAUGUCCUUCAUGCUCAAAUUCUUCUUCUUAGUGCAAAUGUCCUACUGGCUCCAUUGCUAUCCAGAGUUGUACUUCCAGAAGACGAAGAGAGAAGAAAUGCCAGCCAAGAUACAGCAUGCCUCUCUCUACCUCAUCUUCUGCGCUGCUGCCUACGUCCUCAACUUCACCCACGUGGCGCUGGUGUUGUUGACCCUGCGGUUUAUCGAGGAGGGGCUACACCACAUCUGCCGCCUUCUAUACUUUGCCGAGAGGACACAGGCUGCUCACACUGGUUUCAGAGUGUGGAAUGUUGUGUUUGUGUGUUGUCGUCUAAUCUCCAUCAUCAUUGCCAUCCUGACCUUCCACUAUGGCCUGGGAAGCGCUGAUGACCAGAUCCUUGACACCGCUGCUGGGAACUUCAAUACUCCUGUCAUUAGACUGAACGCACUGGUGGCGGUGUGUCUGGUGCAGGCCUGGAUGAUGUGGAACUUCAUCCAUUUCCACCUGCGGCAAAUGAGAGAGCGACAAGCGGAGCAGAUGGCACAGCGGAAGAAAUUGGCCGAGAGGAAGAACAGGAAAGGACGGAAGGAUGACUGACUGGUGUUUGUUUCAGCCAAAAGAAGUUCAGAGGAGGACUUCAGCGAGCUUCCGGAGGUGGACCAGCAAACAAGGCGCCGCAAGUAAAGCAAACAACUGCAAACAAUCGCUGUAAACAAAAUUAAACAACAUCAUCUGGUUAAAUUUGAGAACAAGGCAAGUUUUUUAUUAGUUUGUGUGAAAAAAAGUGCAAACAACUGCAAACAAUCUGUGUAUACAAAAAUUAUUAACUACUCUAGGUAAAAUUGAGACAAAGGCAAGUUUUGGGAAUUUUUUUUAUUAGUUUGAGUGUAAACAAGGGUGAAAUAAAUUGUAAACAAGCCAAACUGAAGUGUAAACAGGCAAACAACAUCACUUAGUUAAAUUUAAGAGCAAGGCAAGUUUGGGUUGUUUUUAUUAGUUUGAGUGUAGACAAAUGUAAAAAUAAGUAAACAAACUAAACAGGUGUAAACAAAAUCAAACCUAUUUAAAUUUGAGAAUAAGACAGUUUUUGGGUGUUUUUAUUAGUUUGAGUGUAAACAAGUGAAAAAGUGUAAACAAGCAAAGAUCUGCAAACCAUGAACUGUAAACAAGGCCAAGCAACAGAUUCAGCUAGUUAAAUAUGAUUACUACACAAGUUUUUGGUGUUUUUAAUUGUUUACAUGUAGACAAGUGUUAAAAUUAUGUAAACAAGGCCAAGCAGCUGUAAAUGAGCUCUAAAAAAGUAAACAACAAUAAUCCGGGUUAUAUUUGAGAUUAAAACUAAAUUAAGGUAUUUUAUUAGGUUAAGUGCAGACAACUGUAAACAAAAUACUAAACAACUCUCACAGGCUUACUUGAUGUAUAAAAUCAAGGUUUGGCAGGUAAACAAGUGGUGUAAGUGAAUUUAAAAGUGUAAACACUCAAUCUGAUAAAAGUCGUUUCAGAAGAUACUUGGUGAUUAGAGUGUAAACAAAUAGUGUAAACAAGUCUAGAAUGUAAACAAGAUGAGGUUAAUGACGACAAAAGGUAUGUUUAUUGAUGUUUGAUGAAAUAUAAGGUGUAAACAAUUAGCGAAAAGGAGAGUAAACAGGAAAUUCAUGAAAAUAAUGCAAACAAGGAUAAACAAAUGUAGACUAUAGAAAACAUGCCAAUGAUUAUAUGAAGGGAAAGUUAAAUUAAUUGUCUUAAGGAAAUAAUGAUGCAGACAAUAUAUAGAAGGAAGUGUAAACAAUGUAAACAAGUGUAAAGAUGGCUACAUUGAGUUGAGUAUAGGAAUGCUUUUAGGUUUUUCAUUGUUUAUAGUAAGAAUCAAACAAUAUAUUCUGCAAACAACACAAAAACAAGCAAAUAGCGAUGUAAACAAGUAUAAGGAGAUGCAAACAAACAUUAUUAGUGACACUUAUGUAGACAAAUUUGAGUUUUGUUUAUGAUUUGAGUAAUACGUGAUGAAAACUAAGCCAAUUAUAUAUGUAAACAAAUGUAAACAAACCAUGCCUUGGGAAAUAUGGAGUACAUGGUCGAUGUUUAUUUGUUUAUAAGGAAAUGAUUCAUGGUGUAAACAAGGAUGAUGCAGACAAUUUACUGUAUAACCAUUGUGUUCAUAAGAUAAUCUCACUGUAAACAAUGACGAAAGGAACAUUUGUAAACAUGUAAACAAGCAAACAAUAUAAUAACCAUAGAAAAUUGCAAAAAAAUGGCACAACUAUAUAGUUUUUGUUUGCAUUUAAAGUGAUACACAUGACAAAAACUGCAGACAGCACCGUAAACAAGUACUAAAUGUAAACAAUAUCACAAAAAUAGAUUAAAUGAAGUCACAUUGA